CCGAUGCCAUCUCGUGUCGCCGUGAUCGGCGCGGGAGCCGCCGGCCUGGUGGCUGCGCGGGAACUGCGGCGCGAGGGCCACGACCCCGUCGUCUUCGAGCGGGCCGCCGGCGUGGGCGGCGUCUGGCUCUAUGACUCAGCCGCCUCCGCCGACCCGCUUGGCGCCGGCGGCGUCCACUCGAGCCUCUACGCGUCCCUCCGCACCAACAUCCCUCGCGAGUGCAUGGGCUUCUUCGACUUCCCCUUCGUCGCCGACGAGAGCACCGGCGACCCGCGAAGGUACCCCGGGCAUGAGGAGGUGCUCCGGUACCUCGAGGCGUUCGCGCGGCGGUUCGACCUCCACGGGCUGGUCCGGCUCGAGACGGAGGUGGUCCGCGUCCGCAGGGACGACGCGAGCGCGGGCUGGAAGGUGUCCUACUGCUCGACAAAGCUCUCCGGCGCCGUCAGCGAAGAAGUAGAGGAGGAGGUGUUCGACGCCGUCGUGGUCUGCAACGGCCACUACGCCGAGCCGCGUCUCGCCGGCAUCGCUGGCAUAGAUGGUUGGGCAGGAAAGCAGAUGCACAGCCACAGUUACCGUAAGCCCGAGCCGUUUCAUGACCAAGUUGUGGUGAUAAUAGGAUACAAUCCCAGUGGGAUGGACAUUUCGAGGGACAUUGCUGGUGUCGCCAAAGAGGUCCAUGUUGCCAUUCGAUCAGCGCCUUACGGACUGCAGAGUACUACUGCAAAAGCCAACUUGUUGCUACAUUCCAUGAUCGAGUGUGCCGAGGAAGAUGGCACCAUUGUGUUCCAAGACGGUAGUCGGGUCAAAGCGGAUGUCAUCAUCCACUGUACUGGAUACAAGUACAACUUCCCAUUCCUAGGUGACGGCGAAGAGGCUGUUGGUAUCUGUGUGGACGACAACCGAGUGGGUCCUCUAUACAAGCAUGUGUUCCCACCACAACUUGCUCCUCACAUGGCCUUCAUUGGAUUGCCGUUCAAGGGCAUCCCUUUUCCAUUGUUUCAACUGCAGAGCAACUGGGUGGCUGGAGUUCUAUCAGGACGGAUUGAGCUCCCAUCACAAGAGAAGAUGAUGCAUGACGUGGAAACAUUUUACUUGGAGAUGGAAGCUCGCGGAUGCCCCAAAAGAUACACUCAUGGUCUGACACUAACGUUUGAGUAUGAGGACUGGCUGGUGGAGCAAUGCGGGCUAAAGAAGAUUGAAGAGUGGAGGAAAGUGAUACACCUCGCAGCAAGAACCAAGGUGUCAGAUCAGCCUGAGAGCUACCGAGACAAGUGGGAUGACGACCAUUUGCUGGCACAAGCACACAAUGAUUUCACAAAGUAUUUCUGA
Molecule: messenger RNA, 1329 nt
Organism: Lolium rigidum
Lineage: Eukaryota; Viridiplantae; Streptophyta; Magnoliopsida; Poales; Poaceae
Product: flavin-containing monooxygenase FMO GS-OX-like 2
Exons: 7
Coding region: 4-1329 (441 amino acids)
Molecular function (GO): NADP binding; N,N-dimethylaniline monooxygenase activity; flavin adenine dinucleotide binding
Source: RefSeq, a predicted model, not a curated record